AUUUGAAACUAAACCGCUCAGCCUGUCCUCCAUUCGCAGCUCGGGUUGUUCCGCUGUCUGGGGUCGAUCUGUUAAAUAACACUUUUAAUAGCAGAUAGAUAUUUUAAACUAAUGAUAUAGAUAUAUGUGUGUAUAUAAGACAACGUUUGAUAUUGUUUUUGUCACAAGUCACUUUUUAUAUAGAAGUUAUUUUUAGGGGUUAGCGUUCGCUUAAUUGCUAACUUGGCCAGCUAAUCGGUCACGCUAGCAAGACAACGUUUAGGCUCAACGGUCUCCUGAAGUGCUGCUGAACGUUUUAGACGCUGUAAGUUUGUUAUUUAAUGGUAUGGAUCCUGCUGCUAGGAUCAGAUCAUCCAAGGACCUGAUGAUUCAGAAAGCAGACAGUGAAAAGGGUUUAAGCAACUUGCCGAAGAGGGUUCCAGUUAUGCAGGGCUGCCACAAACCGGCACCGACCCCGAGCCAAACAUCCGUCCUCUGCGUUUCUCAGGGCCCGCAGCGUGUCCAGCGGCCUCGGAGUGAACAGAAAAGCUCGUGCGGCGGAGAGCAGAACAUUAACCCUGCUCAGACUCAACCCAAACCACAACCAGCACAGAGUCAGCUCAAACCCGCUCACACCGCCACAGAGUGUGUUAAAUUCACAGAGCACAAGCAGGACAAGCCUAACCCUAAACCUACCAAUGGAACGACUAAUGCAUCCAACGCUGAGAAGAAGCCGUGGAGUCUGGAGAACUUCGACAUUGGCAGGGCUCUCGGGAAGGGCAAGUUCGGAAGCGUGUACUUGGCCAGAGAGCGACAGACAAAGUUCAUCCUGGCCCUGAAGGUGCUUUUUAAAAAGCAGCUGGAGAAAGCCGGCGUGGAGCACCAGCUGAGGAGAGAGGUGGAGAUCCAGUCGCAUCUCAGGCAUCCCAACAUCCUGCGCCUGUACGGUUACUUCCAUGACUCUGCGCGCGUCUACCUCAUCCUGGAGUUCGCUCCUAAAGGCGAGCUGUACGGAGAGCUGCAGCGCUGCAGGAUGUUCGAUGAUCAGCGCAGCGCCACGUAUAUAAUGGAGCUAGCCGAUGCUUUGUACUACUGCCAUUCAAAGAAAGUCAUCCACAGAGACAUUAAACCAGAGAAUCUGUUAUUGGGAGCAAACGGGGAGCUGAAGAUUGCAGAUUUCGGCUGGUCUGUCCACACGCCGUCCUCAAGGAGGUCCACACUAUGCGGCACGCUGGACUACCUUCCUCCAGAGAUGAUCGAGGGCAAAACCCAUGAUGAAAAAGUGGACCUCUGGAGUCUGGGAGUUCUCUGUUAUGAGUUCCUAGUCGGGAAUCCUCCUUUCGAGACGAAGAGCCACGAAGAAACGUACCGGAAAAUCUCCAGGGUCGAGUUCACUUAUCCGUCCCAUGUGAGCGAAGGUGCUAGAGAUCUGAUCAACAGGCUUUUGAAACACAACCCAAUGCAUCGACUUCCUAUCCAGGGUGUCCUGACCCAUCACUGGGUGGUGGAAAACUCCACCAAGAAGCCGAGUAGUUUCACUUGAGCCACUAAAGAGUCUCCAUGAGCACCUUGUGCAGCUCAAACACAAACUAUGGAUUAGAGACGCUGAGAAACAGCAGGAAUUCCUGAGCCUUGCUGCCUCUCGUGUGCAUGUCACAUUUUCCUCUCUUGGCUUCAUUGUCUCUCUCCUUCCUUCCUUCCUUCCUUCCUUCCUUCCUGUAAAUAUCUAAUUGUUUAGAAUUAUGAAAAUGUACCUGUUUUACUUGAAACAAUAAAUCCUAUUUUUAAAGUG
Ictalurus punctatus (channel catfish) is the source of this 1771-nucleotide messenger RNA. RefSeq names its product aurora kinase A (gene aurka). The coding region runs from base 326 to 1522 and encodes 398 amino acids. Lineage: Eukaryota; Metazoa; Chordata; Actinopteri; Siluriformes; Ictaluridae. Gene Ontology annotation, cellular component: chromosome passenger complex; spindle pole centrosome; spindle microtubule. Gene Ontology annotation, biological process: mitotic spindle organization; regulation of cytokinesis; protein phosphorylation. The record is from RefSeq and is a predicted model, not a curated record. The transcript is spliced from 9 exons. Gene Ontology annotation, molecular function: protein kinase activity; ATP binding.